GUCUUGUCAGCAAGAAGUAAGGGGUUGUGCCAUUCAAGGUCUUAUGUUUAAGCUUCUUACAGGACAGGAGCUUUUGAUAUUAAUUCAACCACAGCAACAUAAAUAUUAAUACACAGCACCAUGCUGUGUGAUGUGAUGCUAAGAAUUUUUAUGUAUAAUUUUUUUAUUUUUUUUAUUUUUUUGAGGAAGCUUUUCUACUACUGCCUAUCUUUAUCUUCAGCUGUUACAUAAGCUGCUUGUUAUUCUGUGGGGCUUAUAUUCUCCUGCCUUUAUUUUAUGGAAAGAGUGGACUUCUUAGAUAGGAAAAUUUUAGUCAAAUUCCUUGAAAAAUAUUUUCACCAUCACUGUGAACACCCAUCAUACAGAAAAUAAAAAGAUAAGCACUGAAUUAUUUCUGAAAGGUCUGACAGAACGAUCAGAUGUUAGCAGUAACAUCCUGUCUUGCCUGGGAUAUCGUAGUUGCCUAUUGUCUCACAUAAUCUAGCAGGAAAAUCGCUGAUAAUUUUGCAGACCAAUUGCACAGCUGAAGGUUCUGAACACGUGUUGAUAAAUUCUGCUGAGUAAUCUUGAAUUUUAUCCCUUCUACUGCCCAGGAUCCAGUGUAAAGAAUGACACUCUUAUCCUUAAAUAUACAUCCCUGUUCAUUUAACCAGUAAUGGGAUCAUGUCAUCAGCCUAACUACAUAAUACUCUCUGCUUAUGACAUGGGAGACUGGGAGGAAGUCACUUACCUGGAUCUAAAUAAUAUGUUAACAAACACUGGUUAAUCCUGAAACAGUUUUAAGUUGGGAUAUUUGAUUUAUAUUACUCCAUAAAAAUCAUAGGAUUGGUUUGGGUUGGAAGGGAAGUUUAAGAUCAUCUGGUUCCAGUCUCCCUUCUACCUUGCUCUAGACCCAGAAGGAUGAAAUACCUGUAUUUCAAAAGAACUAAGUAAUUAAGGUAAUUAUAAUUAGACAGUGAGAUGGUAUAUUGCGUAGCAGAAAAAAAUACUUGGUCUAGCGGGGGACUAAAUAGGAAGUUAUCAUUUAGUUACCACAGACUUGCAUUGCUUGAAUCUCAAGUUCUUCUGAUGUACUUGAAGAUCCUCAAGAAGGCUAGUGAGUAUUAAGUGGGAGUACCUCCCACUUAAUAACAGGGCUGUGUAGUAACUGUAUGUUACCCACAACAAAUCAAUUUAAUUGCAAGACCAAAAAAGUAGCCUAGGAACAGCAGUUGCUGAUGUAUCAGAUGUUUACUAACUACUUUGGCCAGGUUAAAUGUGGUGGAAUCUUCAGGAAUGUAAGUCAUCCGUGCGUUCCCCAGGAAGAUUACCAAGUUUUAAACGUGUAGUUUAAGAUUUUGAUUCCCAGUAUUAAAUGUUUAUUACAGGUCAAUGUGUUCACUUAAUGCAUAACUGUACUUGGUAUAAGUGAGAGCUGAAUUACUUUGGGAUUAAUACAUACGUAUAUAUAUAUUGUAGUUCUGAAUAAAAUUUGUGCUCUAAAGCAUGAAUUCCUAAGAUCUGUAAGAAUUCCUACCUUGAGAUAAGCUCUAAUGGAUAAAUAUAAUUCAGGGACUAUUAGAAAAGCACAGUUAAUAAGCAUUAUACUUUACCUAUGUGGAAAAUUACAGCAAAGUGGUCAGACUGUCAUUAAGGGUCAUGUUUUCCAUACAAAAAGUUAAAAAAUAGAACUAAAAAGGCAGACUAGUUUGUUUCGAACUAUGAUGUCCAAGCUGUAGUUAUUUUAAUUUGGGCAUAAGACAUAAUGCCACUAUGUGAUUCUGCGCUUCCAAUGUGCAGAUAUCUUGAGUGUCUUCCUGCCAGUAAUGCUGUUCCCCCUUGUCCUGUCGCCAUCAGAGCAUGGGAAGUCGGUCAGCACACACACUAGAAAUGCCGGCUGUGCUGUUGACCCUCAGGCUUUUACUAGACUCUCUGCUGUGCUGUCCCAGCACGGGCGCGGUGUGAAGGCCUGAGGGAGGCCAUCCUUGCUCCCCAAGGAUGAUGUCAGCACCAGGCCACUGUGUGCCGCACCCUCAGCCCCAUGAGGUGGUGACCGUGAUGUCACGGUGGUGGCAGGGAGCGGCCAUUGUGACCCACAGGGCCAGGAGCAGAGCUAAGGCUGCUGGGCUGGGGUUCAGUGCGACCUGGUGUGGUGUGGAGAGAGCACUGACUCUCUUGUUUCUCGCCAACGAUGCCGAAAGUGUUCAAAGGGAAGAAGGAGGCCCCCAACUCUGGGGAGCCAGUGUGCGUGCUGUGCCGCAGGACACAGGUCAACCCAGACAUCUGUGGGGAGACAUUUACCAGUGGUGGGCUCUGUGCCCACCAGUUCUGCUUGUUCUUUGCCGAUGGCCUCUUGGAAUGGAGAACCCCAAUGGGAGGCAUUUUGGGCUUCUCCCUUCAUGCAGUCCAGCGCGCAGUCCAGCUGGCGGACAAGAAGUACUGCUUUGUCUGUGAUGAGAGGGGAGCCACCAUCAGCUGCGCUGAGACCAGCUGUGAGCGCAGCUUCCAUCUCCCCUGCGCAGAGGAUGGGGAGUGCGUCACCCAAUAUUUUGGGCAGCACAGGUCCUUCUGCUGGGAGCAUCGCCCUGGACAGGCAGCAGAGGCAGCUCCAUCUCACAACAACAUCUGCGUCAUCUGCCUGGAGCCUGUGGGGGACAGCACGUCCUACCACACCAUGAUGUGCCCGGAUUGCAAACAGGCCUGGUUCCACCGGGGCUGCAUCAGGAAACAUGCCUUGCACGCUGCCACCAUGCGUUUUUUCUGCCCUGUCUGUGGAGGAAGAGCACAAUUCCGGUCCAAAAUGACCAUGCUGGGGAUCCAAAUCCCAGUCAGACGACCAUCUUGGUGGGACGAUGAGGAGUACCAGUUGCUGCGAGAGAGGCACAGGUGGUGUGAUGCCCGCAUGUGCAUCUACAUCGGAGGCAGGGAGAGGGCACAGGAAGCAGGGCCAUGGCAGCUGCUCCUCUGCAGCUCCUGUGGAUCAGAAGGCACACACCGCUACUGCACCUUCUGGGCCACCAAUGGCAACAGCUGGGAGUGCAACACCUGCGCUGGUGCGGGCACUGCAUCCCACCUCAACUCUGACCUUGCCAGCCCCAGCGCUCCCAGCCAGAUGGUACUGGGGCCAUCCCACAGCACCUCGGGACCUGAAAACAUCAGCUCUGGUCCUACCAGCCAGGCAGCAACUGGCCCAUCCUGCACCUCCCAUCUGCCUGAGCCCACUGUCCAGCCCGAUGUGCCUGCAGCAGAGCAGGGGACAACCUGCCCAAGUUUAUCUGCGGGGCAGGACACCACUCAGCAGUUCCAAGGACGUAGGAGGAGGAGACGGGCACGAGCUGCAGGUGCUGAGACCUGCUCCAGGAGCCCCACCAGACAGAGAACAGCGCGGUCCUCCAGAAGCUCCCCAGCAGCUGCACGCACAAAGCGUCCCAGGCAGCGGGGGACCGGCCGCACAAGGAGCCGUUACCCAUUGCAAGGCCGUGCCUCGGGCUCCCAGAGUCAGCCCCAAAGACAGCGUGGACGGAGCCGUACGAGAGCCCGAGGUGCUCAGAGCAGGUCCCGCUCCUCGGCCACACCAGCGGCAUUGAGGUCCUCGAGGGCUUCCCCACUGCCUGCACGCCGGAGACAAUCCAGGCAGCGAGGGCGAGCCCACACUCGAAGACGACCCCCAGUGGGACGUCGGGCUUCAUCUUCCCGCAGCCGGCCCCGAGGAGUCCGUGGCAGCCGGAACAGGCAGCGGAGAACGACCCGGGCACAAAGCCGCUCCCGGGUCCAACAACAUCCCCACAGCCAGUCCCAAAGACGGCGCAGAAGCGGCCGUGUCCCAUCCCAACGUGGCUGUGGUUCCAAGCGGCCAAGAAAGUAAACCUUGAAGACAGUCCACUAGAGCUAACUUCAUCCUUCAGUGGACCAGCCCGGGCACAAAGACACUCCCGGGUUCAACAUCAGAGUAGACAUCCCCACAACCAGUCCCAAAGGCAGCGCAGAAACAACCGUGUCCCAUCCCUGCGCAAUUUUUGUGAUUCCAACAUAAAAAAAUAAACCCUUAAUAUACACCCUA
Molecule: messenger RNA, 4039 nt
Organism: Coturnix japonica (Japanese quail)
Lineage: Eukaryota; Metazoa; Chordata; Aves; Galliformes; Phasianidae
Product: E3 ubiquitin-protein ligase PHF7-like
Cellular component (GO): nucleus
Source: RefSeq, a predicted model, not a curated record